GGCCGCUAGACCACGAUAGCCCUCUGUGGACAGCUUUAUCUCGGCCCCGACGGCGUGGCUGCGUCUCAAAUCCGAGCUACACACUCUUCAUAGAGUGCACCAGCCCAUCAAGGCUUCAAAUCGCACGGCUAUUGGCUGCGUAGGCUUAAAUAGCUCGCAGAGCAUUCCUUUGUCCACAGCCCAUUUUGGCCCCCAGCGCGGGCAUCAGUGGACAAGACGUUUGGCAAAGACUGCCGCAGCACCGUACUGCCGCGUAAGAUCGCGCGCGGCGAGCUAUGGCGUCCCUGUCGUCCGCCAUCGACGUCGACGCCGUCGAGGAGCCGGCCCAGGUCUCGCCCGACGACUCGCCGCGCAUCGUGGCCGGCACGGGCAAGGCCGACGCGCCUCUAGAACUCGCCUCGUCGGACUCGGAGGACGACGACACCCGCGCGAAACGCCGACGCACCGACGACGUCGAGGCGGCGCGCGGCGGCGGCACCUGUGCUAUAUGUUUGUGCGACGUCGACGCGGCGGACGGCGUCAAGCUGAGGGCGUGCGGUCACGAGGUGCACCGGGAAUGCGCCAAGAGGUUAGUCGAUGCCUCCGACCGCGACGGUUGUUUGUGUCCCGAGAGCGGGUGCCGCACACCACUAGCGUUAGUCGACAUCCGCGCGAUAGCGGGCCCGCGCGCGGCGGACCGAGCGGCGCGCCUCUCACUCGACAAAGCGGUCGACGCGGUGCCGGAUCUCUACCGGUGCCCGGCGCCCGACUGCGGCUUCGUCGUGUCGUGGACGCCGGCCGACGGCCCACCUAGAUUAAAUUGCGGACGCUGCGGGUUGGUGAGUUGUCUCGCCUGCGGCAAGCCGUGGCACUCGGGGCCCUGCGAUACGCGCGGAGACAUGGACGAGGCGUCGCGACAGUAUCUGAGGGACGCGGGCGUGCGGCGGUGCGAGCGGUGCGGCGCGGGCGUCGUCAAAGCGAGCGGUUGCGAUAAAAUGAAAUGUCGCUGCGGCUACCAGUUCUGUUAUCAAUGCGGAGCUAAAGACGCGAAGUGCGGAUGCACACCGUCACAUCACGUAUUCUAUGACAACGUGAAAGAGCGGCCGGACGGCCCGGACUUCGCCGCGUUCAUGAGGCGUUUCGGCGGACGCUUCGGUGGGGGCGGCGGCGGCGGCUUCAAACGUCGCCGCGGACCCUUCGGGUGA
Pelagomonas calceolata is the source of this 1184-nucleotide messenger RNA. The record is from the annotation of a GenBank genome assembly. Lineage: Eukaryota; Pelagophyceae; Pelagomonadales; Pelagomonadaceae.